UCCGAUUGCGGAUAACUAUUUGGUUGUAUUAGAUUCCUGAAUUGUCAACUUAGAAACAUAAAUAGAGGAAUUUUGAGUUUCAGCAUGGCCAAUAUUAUGAGAAGAACGUUGGUUCCCGGACUUUCACACUUGAGGCUGCGGCCACAACUUAAUGCAGCUGGAUCGGCCGCGUUAACUUCUCAGGAGACGCGACGGGGAGCUGCCAAGUGGUAUCCAGAUCCUGAGUUCAUGAAGCAGUUUAGCGGUCCGGUGAUGUAUCCAGAUGAGGUCACAUCACUCUGGAGAGUGCCACCAUGGAAUAGCAAAGUAACGCCUGUCGAAAAGUCGGUUCGUAAUCUGACCUUGAACUUCGGCCCACAACAUCCCGCCGCCCACGGAGUCCUUCGUCUUGUGCUGGAGCUGGAUGGAGAGACCGUUAUGCGUGCCGAUCCCCAUAUUGGGCUGCUGCACCGUGGGACCGAAAAGCUCAUAGAGUACAAGACAUACACCCAGGCAUUGCCGUAUUUUGACCGGCUGGACUAUGUCUCGAUGAUGUGCAACGAGCAAUGCUACUCUCUGGCUGUAGAAAAGCUCCUUAAUAUUGAUGUGCCUCUCCGUGCUAAGUACAUUCGAACUCUCUUUGCCGAGAUUACUCGUAUUCUCAAUCACAUUAUGGCCGUCGGAACACAUGCCUUAGAUGUUGGUGCUCUAACGCCAUUUUUUUGGCUAUUCGAGGAGCGGGAGAAAAUGAUGGAAUUCUAUGAGCGAGUUUCUGGUGCCCGGAUGCAUGCUGCCUACAUACGUCCUGGUGGAGUGUCAUUGGAUAUGCCUCUUGGUCUUAUGGACGAUAUCUAUGAGUUUGCAUCAAAGUUUUCCGAGCGAUUGGACGAAGUGGAGGAUGUGUUAACUACAAAUCGAAUCUGGGUGCAGCGGACCGAGGACAUUGGGAUCGUAACUGCAGAUGAAGCUUUGAACUAUGGCUUCAGUGGAGUUAUGUUGCGUGGAUCUGGCAUAAAAUGGGAUCUUCGAAAGCAGCAGCCGUACGAUGCCUAUCAUUUGGUAAACUUUGAUGUUCCCAUCGGCACCAAAGGAGACUGCUAUGACCGAUAUCUUUGUCGGGUCGAGGAAAUGCGCCAGUCAUUACGAAUUAUUGAUCAAUGCCUAAACCAAAUGCCUGCUGGAGAAAUUAAAACGGACGAUGCCAAGGUGGCGCCUCCGUCACGGUCCGAAAUGAAGACAUCCAUGGAGGCACUUAUUCACCACUUUAAGUUGUUUACUCAAGGAUAUCAAGUUCCACCCGGGACAACAUACACGGCAAUAGAGGCUCCGAAGGGCGAGUUUGGAGUUUACCUUAUAUCAGAUGGGUCCAGUCGUCCAUACCGCUGUAAAAUCAAAGCUCCAGGGUUUGCUCACUUGGCAGCUUUAGAGAAGAUUGGAAAGCAGCACAUGCUAGCCGACGUCGUUGCAAUAAUUGGAACUUUGGAUGUCGUAUUUGGGGAGAUAGACCGUUAGUUGUUUUUAAAGAAUGUGUGCCCUUCUCUGUACGAAACUGCUUGUAAGGAUAUAAAAUAAUAUAAAUACGUUCAAAAUAAAAUAAAUUAUUUGCUUUUCAA
This is a messenger RNA of Drosophila sechellia, 1592 nucleotides long. It is a transcript of the gene ND-49, whose product is annotated as NADH dehydrogenase (ubiquinone) 49 kDa subunit. NCBI's taxonomy places the organism in Eukaryota, Metazoa, Arthropoda, Insecta, Diptera, Drosophilidae. Gene Ontology annotation, cellular component: respiratory chain complex I. Gene Ontology annotation, biological process: mitochondrial electron transport, NADH to ubiquinone. The record is from RefSeq and is a predicted model, not a curated record. The coding region runs from base 85 to 1491 and encodes 468 amino acids. The transcript is spliced from 6 exons. Gene Ontology annotation, molecular function: NAD binding; quinone binding; oxidoreductase activity, acting on NAD(P)H.